Molecule: messenger RNA, 2627 nt
Organism: Haliotis rufescens (red abalone)
Lineage: Eukaryota; Metazoa; Mollusca; Gastropoda; Lepetellida; Haliotidae
Product: ADP-ribosylation factor 1-like
Exons: 5
Coding region: 281-967 (228 amino acids)
Biological process (GO): vesicle-mediated transport; intracellular protein transport
Cellular component (GO): cytoplasm
Molecular function (GO): GTPase activity; GTP binding
Source: RefSeq, a predicted model, not a curated record
UUCCGGCCACCGUGGAUUUGACAGGUAAACAAAACCACGAGGUCGUUGUUUUGUUUACCUGUCAUAUCCACGCUGGCAAAAUAGCGACUGCAACAAGAUGAAGUGUGUGUAACAGCGAAGGCGAUGAUUAGAUUGUGUAUGAGGUGAUUAGAGGUGUAUGUCUAUGCAUAGCCUAACUCAAGUCAUACUUUUCAAAACAACGAGAUAGGGAGGUUUAUGGAAGAGCCGACCGUGUUAGCAACUGAAAAGGUAUUUGCUGUGUGUUUUGUCCCAACUCAACAUGGGGCAGUAUUUCUGCAAACUUGGAUGGUUUAAGAAGAAGGAUGUUAGACUGCUUAUGCAUGGACUCGAUGCUGCAGGGAAGACCACGAUAAUGUACAUGCUUAAACUCGGAGAGGUUGUUUCAACCAUUCCAACAAUUGGUUUCAAUGUGGAGACGGUUACAUACAAGAAUAUCAACAUCACGUCCUGGGAUGUGGGUGGCAGAGGCGCUAUCCGCCCCCUGUAUCGCCACUACUACCCCGGCACCGACGCCGUCCUGUUCGUGGUUGACAGCAAUGACCUGGAACGUAUGGAGCAAGCCAGGGACGAGCUGGUACGUUUGCUUGAGGAAAAGGACCUCAAGGACACCGUCUUCCUCGUACUGGCCAACAAGCAGGACCUGCCAGGCGCCAUGACAGUUCCAGAGGUUGCCAAGGCAGUGGACUUCCAGGGGAUACUGAAAACUCAUAGAGCGACCAUCAUAGGAUGCAGUGCUAUCUCAGGUGAGGGACUUAAUGACGCCCUGCACUGGAUGUCACAGGAAUUUGCCGAGGGGAGGUCACGGCAAAGCCCGGAUGCUAACCCUAGUGACCCGGAAACAGAUGCAACCUCGGAGAAGAAGACUGAAAAGUCUCCCUGGUCUCUGUCCACUUACAUGAAAGGAACACUGGAGUCUCUGAAAGCGUUUUUACCGAAACUAGGUUGAACACCUACGUGUACGAUAACGGGUCUUGGUUUAAUUCGAGAAAAUAAAGCACACAUGUUAUGUUAUAUCAGAGACCAUAAGAUUGAGGGACAGUCAUCUUAGCUAUGUGCUUGUACUGCACAGUAGGGCUUCCACGAGUCCAAUUUUUUGGACUCGAGUACCCGAGGAGGGAAACUCGACUCGUACUCGAGUACCCGAAAGUAGGACGUCCUUUAAGAAUAUUGGUUCAUUAGAUCAAAAUUGCUAUCUAAAAGUAUUAAAACAUGUUAUAAGUAUAAUUGAAAUGCACUGAAAUGUAAAUAGAAAGCGUCCACGGAACUUAUUUAUCUGUCAAAGUGUAUGAAAGUGUUCAGUGUUAAUGUUUGCUUGUAACUGCACUAAUCUUAAUCACGACCUUCAAAAACAUUACGUCACGUCUACAAAUACUACUAUACAUAUUGAACACAAACCAAGUUUUUUUUUCUGACGAUCAGCUUUUCAUUCGACACCUGCCAAUAAGCACGAACAAUAAUUCGCAGGAAGAAAAUCGAUAAUGUGCAUCACGUGACAUACACGUAUACACAGCUGGUGGGCUGCAAGACUAAGGCCGCUAAAUAUGGAAAUAUACGUAGUACUAUAAGUUCAUUCAUUCAUGAGUUGGUCACGUUUUCAAAUUGUACCAAACUGUCGACCUGUCGCUUGAUUUGUAAGCACUGAAAUAGCACAUAUAUACCAGCUAAUCAGUUGUUAAUCUGUGUAAGGGAAUACACUUGGCAUUUGAGUCGGAGCAAAGAAGCAAUAAUCGCCUUGAUACAUUCAUAAUUACGUCUAGGAUUACACCAUACCACUGUUGCAGCCCGAUGUAGUAGGUAGGGAGCGGCAAAAGCCAGGGGAUGGAGUGAGACUGCACAGGAAUCAGAAUUGUCAAAACGGCAUGUUCUAUAUAUACUGUUCAACUUUUAACAGGGAUAUUUUUUUUUCCAUAAUAAACAAAACUGAUUCUCAUAUGUCAAAUGGGUUUUUUAAACAGAAUGGCAUGUUUAUCCCUUUCAAACGUUGAGUAGAAUACAUACCCCACACCGGCCAUUUUAUGAAAAACAAAACUAAACAUACUAAACAUCGGUACAUUUGGAAGCUUUGAAGGUGAAAAGGCAUACUAGAAGUACACUAAUUACAACACUAUAACUUACUUAUUAUGAAAAUUGCCAAAUUAUAAAACGCACCCCUAUUUUUUGCCAAAUCCUGUAUCUGGUUGUAAUUGUGUGUGUAAAGGGCUUCAUGUGCAACAGAUAUUGAUGCCUCGCUGAAGCCCUCCGACGUUAGAAGGACAAGUUUAAUAGGGUGCCUAUCUAGACUCGCCGAGAGGAGUUAAUACUGGAUAAUAAUGAGAAAACUGUUUGUCUUCGAUUUGAUAGUGAGCGAGGAAAGAUUUAAUCUUGCAUCGGCAAUAAGAAGAUAUUCUUUGAUUUGUUGGUGACUAUGAGGACAUAUUGACAGAGUACUCCCUCCUUCAUGGUUGAAUACGGAUUAUGGUGUACAUCUUGUACUUGUUAUAUGAACUGGUUGAUGAACCAAUAUAUCGGCAUAUGAAUCGGUUUGUAUUCUCACAUGUAAACAACAAAUUCAAAGAGUUAAUUGUAUCACAUGUUCACCUCUUGGGAAUAAAUAUCGUUGCCUGAAA